Messenger RNA from Emiliania huxleyi CCMP1516, 736 nucleotides. RefSeq lists its product as hypothetical. The transcript is spliced from 2 exons. The coding region runs from base 5 to 421 and encodes 138 amino acids. The record is from RefSeq and is a predicted model, not a curated record. NCBI's taxonomy places the organism in Eukaryota, Haptophyta, Isochrysidales, Noelaerhabdaceae.
CGAAAUGCUGUGCGCCUCCUCGACGGCCUCUGAUCCGAAUGACGCCGAGAUGACGGAGGUUGCGUGGACCGCAGAGCCGCAGUGGGCGCCCAGCCGAAGUGGGCACCCAGCCGCGCCGCCGCCGACGCCGUUUGCCGCGAGUGCAACCCGGCAGCCGUGGCUGAAAGUGCCGCUGCAGAGCUGGUCGCAGCCACGUCCUACGCCGCAGCCAAGCAGCCCGCCGUCUGCGACGCGCGCGCGCGCCUCCUUCUGCAGUCCCGAGCUGCUCGGCGCGAUGACGGCGCUCGGCUUGCAGCGGUCGGAGCCCUCGAUGCUUGGGCGCGGCUGGUCGACUGUUGUGACGGAGGAUGGGCAGAUGUGCGCGCAACACGUCUCUGGCGAGCUAUCGUGGCAAGACCACCCCGAGAGCCAUCCUCUCUGACCGCCGAGGCGGUGCGAGAUUAGAUUGUGGCGUGGGCACCCGACCCUGCGGGCUGCUGGCCGCCUGCCGCCAACCUCUCUCCCGCCUUUUCGCUCAAGCGGUGGUAUGUCUGUCGUCGGUCCGGUGGCGGCGGACGGGCCGACGACGGGCGGGCCCGGGCGGCCGGGGGCGCGGGGGGUAAACGGGGGCCUCGAGGGCCGCGGGGCUGCGGGUUGGUGGUGCAUGUUCUCCAUGCUAGAGAAAGUCUACUAGAGUACGCCAUUGGCAACCAUUUUUUUUCGCCUUUGUUUCUCAUGGAGAGUUAGUAGCAGUAGC